AGUUAAGCACUUUUAGCCGGGGAUCUGGGAACAGCCCAGUACAGCGGAGCGGAGGGGAAGCUUCGCCAUGAGUUGAGGACUGACGGCCGCAUCGCUAGACAUCACCAAAGGUGAGGAUGCCGACACCAGACAUAAACUCAGAGGACUACUACAAGGUUUUGGGGGUCGAGCGCAGUGCCGCGGACAGCGAGAUCGCCAAGGCGUACAAGAAGCUGGCGCUGAAGUACCAUCCGGACAAGAACCCCGACAACAAGGAGAAGGCCGAGGAGGAUUUCAAGAAAAUCACUGAAGCCUACGAAAUCUUGCACGACGCGGAGAAGAGGAAAAACUACGAUCAGUUCGGAAAGGCCGGCAUCCAGGGCGGUGCCGGAGGAGGCGCCGGAGGCGUGUCCUUUGCAGAGGCCGAUGAAAUCUUUAAGGCCUUCUUUGGGGGCAACAACCCCUUCUCGAUGUUUGGCUUCGACGACGACGACAUGGGGAUGCCAGGUAUGGGAGGCAUGGGCGGCAUGUUCGGGGGAAAGGGCAUGGGCGGCAACCCACGUGUCGUCUUCAGGAACGGAGGAGGUGGCAUGGGCGGCAUGCCCGGCAUGGGUGGCAUGGGCGGCAUGCCCGGCAUGGGCGGCAUGGGUGGCAUGCCCGGCAUGGGCGGCGGUGGCUUUCCCUUCGAUAUGUCAGGGAUGGGCGGCAUGGGCGGCAUGGGCGGCAUGGGCAAGGGCGCAGGCAGAAGCAGCAGGCCGGCGCCGGCCUGGGCCAUGCCUGCUGGCACAGCGGUGGUGGUGCAUGGACUUGAGAAAGCCGCCGAGCACAACCAGAAACCGGGGAAGGUGUUGGGCUGGGAUGAGAGCAAGAGCAGAUACGAGGUGGAGGUCGAUAAUGGUGACACCACCCUGUCUCUGAGACCACAGAAUCUCUCUCAGCCGGUUUCUGUGAAAGUAGUGGGGAUCGAAUCCCAACCUGAACUGAACGGCAAGCCUGCUCAGAUCGUGAGCUUUGACAAGUCGCGAGGGCUCUACACUGUGAGGCUCAAAGAGAAACUCGCAGGAGGCAGAGACGUCCUCGGCAUGAAGCCGGCCAACAUCAUCCUCCCAAAGGGCACCAGGGUGGUCGUGGUGAACCUGGGGAAGGAGGAGUUCAAUGGUCAGAUGGCGCAGAUCACCGAGGUGGACGAGGCCGCGGCGAGAUACCAGGUGUCCUGCCAGAACGGGAAAGCGAUCAAGAUCAAGUACGAGAAUGUGCUUUGCUGAGGCAGAUUCUGAGAAGUCUAUCUCGCACUCCGAGUCACUUUAUCCCAAGGAUCACUUCGCCGGAUACACCUAGACA
Messenger RNA from Effrenium voratum, 1320 nucleotides. The record is from the annotation of a GenBank genome assembly. Lineage: Eukaryota; Dinophyceae; Suessiales; Symbiodiniaceae.